Messenger RNA from Erythranthe guttata (spotted monkey flower), 2133 nucleotides. It is a transcript of the gene DRT101, whose product is annotated as phosphoglucosamine mutase-like protein. Gene Ontology annotation, molecular function: phosphoacetylglucosamine mutase activity. The record is from RefSeq and is a predicted model, not a curated record. Gene Ontology annotation, biological process: UDP-N-acetylglucosamine biosynthetic process; carbohydrate metabolic process. NCBI's taxonomy places the organism in Eukaryota, Viridiplantae, Streptophyta, Magnoliopsida, Lamiales, Phrymaceae.
CUUAUAAUUGGAUACUUGUGAAGAAAGGGUAGAAUUGAUUAAUUGAUAAUGCAGUAUCAAUUUUAAAGUAAAUACAACAAAUUGGAUUGGACUUAAAGCUACACAAAAAUAGUUUUGAGGGAGGAGAACCUAAUUUACCAAAACAUAAAUAUUGGUGGACGAAUCUAGAAAAUUUUGCGAAAAAAAAAAAAAAAAGGCGAAUCAAGCAAUAGAAUGAACCAACAACAGCGAUCAGCUCUCCUCCAUUCUUCAUCACUCUUCCCCCCGCCCCCAGGCGUGAAAUUAUCAUAUGGCACGGCCGGGUUCAGAGCGGAUGCAUCUCUGCUUGAGUCAACGGUGUUCCGAGUUGGUAUACUGGCGGCGCUCCGUUCAAUUCAGACAGGUUCGGUGAUCGGGCUUAUGAUCACCGCUUCCCACAACCAGGUUUCCGACAAUGGUGUCAAAAUCGCCGAUCCAUCUGGCGGAAUGCUGACUCAGCUCUGGGAACCCUUUGCUGAUGCCAUUGCUAAUGCCCCUGAUCCAAAUUCUCUCCUCCAGUUGCUAGAUGAUUUUGUAAAGAAGGAAAAUAUUACACUGGAAGGAGGCCCGGCAGCGCGAGUUUUGCUGGGACGAGACACUCGGCCGAGUGGUGCUUCUCUUGUGGAAGCUGCUAAACAAGGCAUAACAUGUAUUACGGGAGGCACAGCCAUAGAUGUGGGAGUUCUGACAACUCCUCAACUACACUGGAUGGUUCGUGCUAAAAAUAAAGGCGUCGAAGCAUCCGAACACCAUUAUUAUGACCAGAUUGUGACAUCCUUUAGCUACUUGAUGGAUAAUAUUCCUCGAGAAAAUAGCAGCAAAGAUGUGAAUGACAAAUUGAUUGUGGAUGGGGCUGAUGGUGUUGGUGGAGAAAAGCUGGAGAAGUUGAAGUCAAGUUUGAAGUACUUAAGUAUUGAUGUUCGUAACUAUGGUGAUGGUGUACUUAACGAAGGUGUAGGUGCUGAUUAUGUGCAGAAAGAGAAGGUUGUUCCUCGUGGUUUUGGUCCUUCUGAUGCCGGCAUUAGGUGUGCCAGUUUGGACGGAGAUGCUGAUCGGCUUGUAUAUUUCUCGGUUCUAUCAAAUAGUAACAAGAUCGACCUUGUUGACGGGGACAAGAUAUUGUCUUUAUUUGCUUUAUUUCUAAAAGAGCAAUUGCGUAUUCUUGAUGACAAAGCAAACACGUCAUCAUAUAAAGCAUCACUCGGUGUGGUACAGACAGCUUACGCUAAUGGCGCAUCCACUGAAUACCUUAAACAAUUGGGCCUUGAAGUUGUGCUAACUCCUACUGGGGUCAAAUACCUGCACGAAAAAGCCGCUGAGUACGAUAUCGGCAUCUAUUUUGAAGCAAAUGGACACGGAACUAUAUUGUUCUCGGAGACUUUUCUUUCAUGGUUGGAGAAUAUAAACAACGAACUUUCGUCAACGUCAAAAGGUUCCGAUCAACAUAAGGCUGCUUCGAAUCUAUUGGCUGUGAGUAAAUUGAUUAAUCAGGCUGUUGGAGACGCGUUAAGUGGGUUGCUUUUGGUGGAGGCUAUCUUGCAACAUAUGGGAUGGUCUAUCCAAAAAUGGAACGAGCUUUACCAAGAUUUACCUAGCAGACAACUCAAGGUAAAGGUUGUUGACAGGACAGCUGUCAUUACUGGAAAUGCAGAGACUGUAGUUGUUAGCCCUGUCGGUAUACAAGAAGCCAUUGAUGCUGAAAUAGCAAAAUACACCAAAGGACGAUGUUUUGUACGGCCUUCGGGAACCGAAGAUGUGGUGAGAGUGUAUGCUGAAGCAUCAACGCAAGAAGCAGCAGACAGUCUAGCUCAUUCUGUGAUGGUGAUUGUCCAUCAAUUUCUUUGGUUUUAGCAACACUAAUUAAAUCCCCACGACCUUUUUUAUAAUUAUAUCCUUGUUUGAAUUUUUUAUACGUAGAGGUAAUUAUGUGGCUUUUUUUGUUGCAUUCGACACCUCUCUACUUAUUUGAAUUGUUAAUUUUUAUUUUAAUUAGCAUAAGCUCUAAUGUGAUCAGAAGUUAAAGGCAAAUAAACCCGUUGAAGCUAACCGUGUAAGUACUCUUUUCUUUGUACUGAUGCCAUUGGCUUGAGGCUAGUCUAUAAUGUUGUUUUAUUA